AAUGGCGAUCUCUCUUGAGGAAUCCAUUCUCAAGGUCGCUGCUCGCUCGUUGAUGGAGCGACACCAGCGCCGGCUCGCCGUCACCGGUUCCCACACCCGCCCUACCGUCCCUGGAACCGUUGAUCCGCUGCGUUGCUCUCCGAGUUCCAUUUCGCCUUCGGCUGCCUCUGCCGGAGACGAUGGCUGCGUUUUCUGCAAGAUCGUCGGAGGUGAAUCCCCUGCUUUCAAGCUUUAUGAAGAUGAUAUAUGCCUGUGCAUUUUGGAUUCCAACCCGCUGAGCAAGGGGCACUCGCUUAUCCUUCCAAAGUUGCAUUUUUCUUCUUUGGAAGUGACUCCUCCUUCUGUGGCUUCUGAGGAAUGUCUUUAUAAACAAUCAGUGGGAGGAUAUGGAAAUCACCUGUUCAAAUAUCAUAUGCAGAUUGUAGCAGCCAUGAGUUCAGCUGUGCCUUUUCUUAGCAAGGCAAUCAUGAAAGCUACUCAUUGUGACUCAUUUAACCUUUUGGUUAAUAGUGGUUCAGCUGCAGGACAAGUAAUAUUUCAUACUCAUUUCCAUAUUAUUCCCCGCAAAGCAGGUGACCAGUUAUGGCCUUCUGAGGGUGUGAGACGAUGCCUUAUUGAAAAUAAUGAGGAAACCUUCGACCUUGUGCGAUGCAUUAGACAACGGCUUGAGUUUUCUACUGAGGCAGUGUUUGGUUGAAUGUAAUUGUGAUUACAAUGGAGUUUCAGUUACAUUGAUAUUUGGAUUUUAAAGUACAACAGAGUCAAUUCUAGUGUUUGGUUUGAUAUUAAUACAAAUGCAGUGUUUGGUUGAAUGUAAUUGUGAUUACAAUGGAUUUUCAGUUA
Messenger RNA from Dioscorea cayenensis subsp. rotundata (Guinea yam), 843 nucleotides. Its product is annotated as adenylylsulfatase HINT3-like. NCBI's taxonomy places the organism in Eukaryota, Viridiplantae, Streptophyta, Magnoliopsida, Dioscoreales, Dioscoreaceae. The transcript is spliced from 7 exons. Gene Ontology annotation, biological process: purine ribonucleotide metabolic process; sulfur compound metabolic process. Bases 2 to 697 code for a protein of 231 amino acids. Gene Ontology annotation, molecular function: adenylylsulfatase activity. The record is from RefSeq and is a predicted model, not a curated record.